Messenger RNA from Callorhinchus milii (elephant shark), 1625 nucleotides. Its product is annotated as sulfotransferase 1A1-like. Gene Ontology annotation, cellular component: cytoplasm. Gene Ontology annotation, biological process: sulfation. The record is from RefSeq and is marked provisional. NCBI's taxonomy places the organism in Eukaryota, Metazoa, Chordata, Chondrichthyes, Chimaeriformes, Callorhinchidae. Gene Ontology annotation, molecular function: sulfotransferase activity.
AUCAUCUCACUUUUGUACUUAUAUAAACCUGUCCUCACCCUCUGCUCAGGCACUCUGCCUUCACUGACAUAUCCUCCACUCCGAAGGAAUCUGCGCUAAAGGAAUCUGUGAGUCAGUGUCUCUCGCAGUCUCACUCUUUCAAUCGCUCUCUCUGCUUCUCUCCUGGACAAUGGAUCCGUCAGUGAUCAGGAAAUCACAGCUGAUCCCGUUCCGCGGAGUACCGCUCCCGCAUUAUUUUCUGGAAAACAUGGAAAAGGUUGGAGAGUUCGAGGCGGAUAAGACUGAUGUUCUGAUCGCAACCUACCCAAAGGCAGGCACGACCUGGAUGCAGGAGAUAGUGGACUGUGUGCUCCAUGGAGGGGAUGUGAGGCAGUGUGAACAAAGCCCCAUCCAUUACCGCAGCCCCUUCCUCGAGGCCUUCUUCCCGGAAAUGCCCAGUGGGCUAGAAUUACUUGCUGAGAUUCCAUCUCCAAAACCGAUUAAGACGCAUCUCCCGUUCCAGCUCAUUCCCACAUCCUUUCUUCAAAAACAGUGCAAGAUCAUUUAUUGCGCUCGAAACGCCAAGGAUAAUGUGGUUUCGUUUUUCCACUUCGACCGAAUGAACAUGUUGCAGCCGGAUCCCGGGACUUGGGAGGAAUUUUUACAGAAAUUCCUGACGGGAAAUGUCACGUAUGGGUUGUGGCAUGAUCACGUGAAGGGAUGGUGGGAGCAGAGAGGAAACUUUCCCAUUCUCUACAUGUUCUAUGAAGACAUGAAGGAGGACCCGAGGCGUGAAAUCAAGCGGGUGGCUGAGUUUCUGGGCAAGGAGCUGGGCAGCAAGGAACUGGACACCAUCGUUGCUCACACCAGCUUCAACGCCAUGAAACUCAACCCAAUGACCAACUAUUCAACCAUUCCGCUUGAUGUGUUGGACCAAAGAACAUCUCCAUUCAUGAGGAAAGGCAUUGUGGGAAACUGGAAAACACACUUCACUGUGGCUCAGAACCAGAUGUUUGAGGAGGAUUACUGCCGCAGGAUGGCGGGGAGCACAUUGCAUUUCCGGACAGAAUUGAAACCAGGAGACAAUUGUCUGUAGUGACCUGUACUCCCUCCCAGAGCGCCUCCUCCCACCCAAAGCCCAUCGCUAUCAGAGCAUCACCCCGCUCCAUCUUGCAGCACCUCCCCAUCAUUCCCUCCCUCAGCCCCUUCCCCCUGGAGCGCUUCCUUCCCUCCUUCCUAGAGUCCCUCUCCCCCUUGCCCCCUGCUUUAGUAUAUUAAUGGCUAAGACAAAUACUGCAAAUCUCAUUCAAACCGGUUCCAAUUAUGCUUCAGGUUGCCAGUUAACUUCAGCGGUCUUGGUAUUUGCACAUACCUCAUCACGGCCUCAUAUUCUUUGUUUCAGUCUGCAUUUGUUUCUUUAAUUCGGUUUCCAAUCUCGUAAUCCAAUUCCAUCCAAAGUCAGCUCACUUCUGACACCAUGUAACAUAACUCGCUUCAAAUCAAGGAUAUAUUAGCAACUUCUUUAUUUGUCAAUCCAAACACACGGAAAUCCACCAUACACUUUGUCACAGUGUCCUUUAGUAUGUCCUGCUCUUCUUUUUAUUGGUCCUUUUGUUAAUAGCUAAUUUACACUUAAAGGAGUAUCC